Molecule: messenger RNA, 2043 nt
Organism: Phoenix dactylifera (date palm)
Lineage: Eukaryota; Viridiplantae; Streptophyta; Magnoliopsida; Arecales; Arecaceae
Product: calnexin homolog
Biological process (GO): ERAD pathway; protein folding
Cellular component (GO): endoplasmic reticulum membrane; endoplasmic reticulum
Molecular function (GO): calcium ion binding
Source: RefSeq, a predicted model, not a curated record
UGUUCUUACGCUUUAGGUCUUUUAUAUUUAACAAGAAAUGAUGGAUCUUUGUUUCAGUUGUUAUACGAGCCGUUCGAUGUAUCUUUCGAGAAAAAUUGGGUAGUUUCCGGGAAGGAAGAUUACAAUGGUAUAUGGAAACAUUCCCAGAGUGAUGGACAUGAAGACUAUGGCCUUCUUGUAAGCGAAAAGGCGAAGAAGUAUGCAAUAGUCAAAGACCUUGAUGAACCAGUUAACAUCAAGGAUAGAACCCUGGUUUUUCAAUAUGAAACUCGAUUUCAGAAUGGGCUUGAGUGUGGAGGUGCUUAUCUGAAGUAUCUCAGACCUCAAGAUGCCGGAUGGACUCCCAGGGAGUUUGACAAUGAGUCACCCUAUUCCAUCAUGUUUGGACCUGACAAGUGUGGCUCUACAAAUAAGGUGCACUUCAUCCUUAAGCACAAGAGUCCAAAAACUGGUGUCUUUGUCGAGCAUCAUCUAAAGAACCCACCAUCAGUCCCAUAUGACAAAUUCACUCAUGUUUACACUGCUAGUCUGAAACCUGAUAAUGAGUUAACGAUUUUGAUAGAUGGGGAGGGAAAGAAGAAGGCAAACUUUUUAUCUGCUGAUGAUUUUGAACCACCGCUUAUUCCACCCAAAACGAUUCCUGAUCCAGAUGAUAAGAAGCCUGAGGACUGGGAUGAGAGGGCUAAAAUUCCAGAUCCUGAUGCUGUGAAACCUGAUGAUUGGGAUGAGAAUGCUCCUGAGGAGAUCGAAGAUGAGGAAGCUGUCAAGCCGGAAGGGUGGUUGGAUGAUGAGCCUGAGGAAAUUGAUGAUCCUGACGCCACCAAACCAGCGGACUGGGAUGAUGAAGAAGAUGGAGAAUGGGAAGCACCAAAAAUUGAUAACCCAAAGUGCGAGGAAGCACCUGGAUGCUGUGAGUGGAAGAGACCAAUGAAGAAAAAUCCAGCAUACAAGGGAAAGUGGCAUGCUCCUUUGAUUGACAACCCAAACUACAAGGGUAUCUGGAAACCACGGCAGAUACCAAAUCCUGACUAUUUUGAGCUUGACAAACCUGAUUUUGAGCCUAUUGCUUCCAUUGGGAUUGAGAUUUGGACAAUGCAGGAUGGCAUUCUGUUUGACAAUAUUUUGAUAGCUGUUGACGAGAAAGUGGCUGAAUCAUAUAGGGAAAAGAUGUGGAAGCCUAAAUAUGAAGCUGAGCAAUCAAAGCAGAAGGCUGAAGAAGCAGUUUCUGGAUUUUCAGAUGCGCUUGCUAGCUUCCAGAAGAAAGUAUUUGAUGUUCUUUACAAAGUAGCAGACAUUCCCGUCUUUGCGCCAUACAGGUCCAAGAUCAUCGGUGUCAUUGAGAAAGGAGAAAAACAGCCAAACCUGACGAUUGGAAUCAUGGUGGCUAUUGUUGUGGUCCUCGCUACAGUUAUCUUCAGAAUUCUUUUUGGCAGAAAGAAACCUGCAGCACCACCAAAGACCACCUCUAGAGCCAAGAGGGCUAAAGCCACUAAGAAUGGCGGAGUAGGAAGCACUACUGAAAAGAAAGAGGAAAAUGAGAAAGAGAAUGCAGCAGCACUGCGUCAGCGAUCCAGGCGGGAGACAUAGGAGAGGAUUAUAUUGGACUUGAAAUUUUGGAUUGGUUAUUUUCAGAAAGUACACAUCCAAGGAUUUGAGCAUAAACCAGAUUUCGCGAUUCUCUGCCUCUGAUUUUAUAUUCAGCCUCAUUCUUUUCUCAUUUCAUGCUUUCCCAUUAACUUCUAGACUGAAUUUGUGUUGCACAGCAGGUGUUGUUUGAGGUUGGUCAAAGGAUCCUCGGGCUAUUUAUUAGCGUGGUUGUCUUUUUUUUUCUUCUUCUUCUUCUUCUUUUCUUUUUUGACAAAAACCAAAUAUAUGUUAACUAGCAUCAAAUGUAUGUUUUAUUUUUUACCCUAUCUAGUUGGAGUCAUGCUGUGUUAUUUACUCAACAUCUAGUUUGUCUGCUGUCUCCAGCAACAGGUGGCUUUUAUUGGAUGAUGUAUCCCAUUGUCAAGAAUGACCAACUUAUUAGAAUAGUUCUGGACA